Molecule: messenger RNA, 2050 nt
Organism: Sander lucioperca (pikeperch)
Lineage: Eukaryota; Metazoa; Chordata; Actinopteri; Perciformes; Percidae
Gene: rxfp3.3a2
Product: relaxin family peptide receptor 3.3a2
Exons: 1
Coding region: 76-1221 (381 amino acids)
Biological process (GO): immune response; G protein-coupled receptor signaling pathway
Cellular component (GO): membrane
Molecular function (GO): G protein-coupled receptor activity
Source: RefSeq, a predicted model, not a curated record
UUCGCGUGGGGCGUCCGUGUUGUGUUUCUGUUUAGCCAGUGCGCGCAGCGGAACGCCAGGUCCAUAACUUUAAAGAUGGAUGACAUAUUUAACUACAGCAGAGCACUGAACCGAAGUUCACCUGGCGAUGAGACAUUUAGUUUCGAAGACAUCGAUGUGAGCGCGGACAGCACUCCCAUCCUUAGGAUACUCAUCUCCGUGGUGUACUCUGUAGUUUGCGCGGUAGGUUUGGUGGGGAAUCUGCUCGUGUUUUUCCUCAUGAGGGUACGACAAGGUCGAAAGAAGUCCACCAUCAAUUUGUUCAUCAUCAACUUGGCAGUGACGGACUUCCAGUUCGUGCUCACUCUGCCCUUCUGGGCCGUGGACACCGCGCUGGACUUCAGCUGGCCGUUUGGAGACGCCAUGUGCAAAAUCAUCCUCUCGGUCACCGUGAUGAACAUGUACGCCAGCGUGUUUUUUCUCACUGCCAUGAGUGUGACCCGUUACCUAUCUGUCGCCUCGGCCCUGAAGAAAACAGCGUACAGGAGGUCACGGUGCGUAAAGUGGGUGUGCGCGGUGCUGUGGGUGGCGGCAACAGUGGCCACAGCUCCGACAACUUUCUUCUCCACCGUGACUGUGAUCGCUGGUGAAAAACUCUGCCUCCUCAAGUUUCCAGAUGGAUACGACUGGCUUGCCCUCUAUCACAUCCAGAAAAUAUUGAUAGCCUUCAUCAUCCCUAUGCUCAUAGUCUGUGUUAACUAUCUGAUGCUCCUGCGCUUCGUAAAACGGAGAAGCAUGGACAGCAGCAACCCUAAACGGAGGUCUAGAGUCACCAAAUCUGUCGCUAUAGUGGUUUUGUCUUUCUUCUUCUGCUGGAUGCCAAAUCAUGCCAUCACCUUCUGGGGUGUUUUGGUCAAAUUUAACGCAGUCGACUGGGAUAAGUCAUAUUACACGGUGCACACGUAUGUGUUCCCGGUCACUGUGUGCUUGGCGCACGUUAACAGCUGCUUGAACCCGGUCCUUUACUGCCUGAUGAGGCCAGAGAUUAGGAAGCAUCUCAGCGGUUUGAUUUGGAGAAUCUCCACUCCUUCCUCCAAGAAGGGCUGCGCGACGCGCUCUUUUACGCAGGGAGAAACUCAGGAAGUCGUGCCUCUCCAGAUUAUGGACAAUGCAGAGUACACACUGUCCAUCAUAGACCGUGAAGGCUUACCAAGCUCCAAAAUGAUGCCAUACACCCGAUAACUCAGUCUUGUGAAAUAAAGACCCCAUGCAGCUGCUUAUUUUACCCUGCUUGUCCACCUGUAACUGUCAUGACUCGUGCGUAAUACGUCCGCUAGAAUCAUCAUACUGUAUGACAUGAACUAUAAGUGUAAAGUAUUUCAUUUCUAAAACUGUCACAAGAUCACUUGUUGAUUCCACUCAUGAAUACACGGGUGUGCACUUCUUUUUUUAUGACUUGCAAUUUUUUAUUUUACAAUAAACACAUAUGUCAUACAACAGAUGACACACAGUGAGAAUAUUCCAGAGUGACAAUAAACAUGGCACCAGAGAGUCGGGGAGAGUGGGUUGGACAAACGUCUGCAGGGCGGAAUCGAACUGGAGAAAUGGCGGAAUAACGGGACUCCCGGCAAAACAAACAUGGGAUUAUAUUAUGAAGGACCUACAAUGGAUUCUGAGGUCGAAACAGAAUCAAAAGGCUCCAAUGUUUUCAAGCCUGUCUGUAGAUCAACUGCCUUUUCCAUCUGAAGUAGGCCUAGUAAGUGGUUAAUUUCAAGUGGACAUAGAUUUCACUUAACUUCUAAUCCAUUCUGAGGCACCGUCAAUUCUCUAAUGGACAUGUAUAGUUAGCCUAUAUUCUGUAUUGUGUACAUAAAAAAUGUGAUUUUCAAACCUCAUAAUUCUAAGCUGUGUGCAACCACUAAUGUACAAAAAAGAGUGUAUAUAUACUGCAGCCUAUUGUAUAUUUUCUCAUUCAUAUUAUUUUUUACACUCAAUGUUUCUGUCACAUCAUUAAUUAAUAUAAAUGUGGACAUGCUUUCAUCCUGUCAGAUUUAACAGGUGCAUUCCUAAA